AUGUCUGUUCUGUGUAGAUAUAUGGUUGAAGUGGGUAUUUUUGAGAUCACAAGUAACAGUUUGGACCCAUUUGCUGAGGCUAAAGAAAGAGAUGCCCCCGGGGCGAAGGAGUACGUGCAUAUCCGCAUACAACAGAGGAAUGGGAAGAAGAGUUUGACGACAGUGCAAGGGCUGAGGAAAGAGUUCAGCUAUGAUAAGAUCCUGAAAGACCUGAAGAAAGAGUUCUGCUGCAAUGGCAAUGUUGUGCAUGACAAGGAGCUUGGCAAGAUCAUCCAACUCCAAGGUGAUCAGCGUAAAAACGUUUCUCUCUUCCUCAUUCAGGCUUCCCUUGUUCGGAAGGACCAGAUCAAGAUUCAUGGUUUUUGA
Sphenostylis stenocarpa is the source of this 366-nucleotide messenger RNA. The record is from the annotation of a GenBank genome assembly. Lineage: Eukaryota; Viridiplantae; Streptophyta; Magnoliopsida; Fabales; Fabaceae.